Mercenaria mercenaria is the source of this 5568-nucleotide messenger RNA. RefSeq lists its product as uncharacterized. Lineage: Eukaryota; Metazoa; Mollusca; Bivalvia; Venerida; Veneridae. The transcript is spliced from 5 exons. The record is from RefSeq and is a predicted model, not a curated record. The coding region runs from base 456 to 4223 and encodes 1255 amino acids.
AUACUACUGUCUGUUGAAAUAUGAUCUCUGUUUUCAAACAAAUGGAAUACUUCAUAUUUGAAGAAUUGAAAUAUUAAACCACUAGUCAGAAUAUAAUAUAAUUUAACAAUAUGGAUAUAAUCCUAUAUCAUACUUUGUUUUAAAUUAUAACGACGCCAUGAUGUGCGUAUAAAUGUGUUACAUGCCAUUACAUGAUCUAUUGUUAUGUAGAAUUCUUCAUGCACGCGCGUCUCUUACGAUAUAGGUACACGGGUAACAGCGAAACAGAAAGCAGAUAUUGUGUUGUUUUUUUUUCUUAGACAUACGCUAUAUGGAUACUGCUUGUGCUUUCUGUAUUAUUCACGGAUUCAUAGAUCAGAUUCAACAUGUCUUGUAACAAUCAGGAAUGUGUGCAUUUCAAGAGAUUUCUCUAUGAUAUCUGAUAUAAGAUCUGAAAUGACUGAAGAACCAGAUGGAUGGCUAUGACGAAACUAGCGGACACGAAGUUUCACAACUGGUUGAAAACUGGCCUUGCUAUUAGUAUUGCAAAACACGGUGUAGAAGAGGUAGUUGCCAAAGACAUAGAGAAAUUCCACGAAAAAUCUUUAAAGGAAAUCUUAACACCAGAGCAACUAGUGAACAAAAUUCUUUGUUCCCAAUGCAAGACGGAGAAUAUUUUGCCAUGUCCUUACAGAGGAUUAUGCGUCACAAAAACUGGAAAGUGCUCGUUUCACAAUACAACUCAGAAUGCAUUCCGACCCUGUCCAAAGAACAUCUGCGACAAAUUUAGAGAUACAAUUCGCAAAAGUCAUAAAUUCAACUUUCCGUCUUGGAAAAACACUUUUGCAGAAAGAUGGUGUCAUAGCCCGUGGGAGAUAGCGAAAUGUUUCAUGCCACCUGAUGGAUAUUAUACUGCGAAUACAAUAGGAGACACUGAUUUCAACGGUGAACUGAGUGUGAUGCUAAACUUUCUACCUAUAGCAAAUCAAGUCGAUGAAAGAAACUGCAACGAAGCAAGAGAAGUAAGCAGAACAUUUCGACACUCCCCUGAUCUAACUGUAAACGACACCGAAGUGAAUGCUAACAUGGACAUAUUAAUUGCAUUUCUCACGUGUACUAGCUUCUUGGCAACUGAUUCAAAAGUUACGGAGGCAGUUGAAAAGAUAAAAAAGUUAAAGGCAGACACCCUUACAGUUUCUACACAAGACAUAACAAAGAUUAUCCGCGAAGAAAUAGAAAACAGUACAAGAAAAUCCCUGCAAGACAUUAACCAAAAGAAAAUACAGAUAUUACAAGAAGCCAAUAACGUGAUAACAAAUUUGCAGUCAAUCACGAGCCAAAGUAUUGGAGAUAUACUGUCAGCAAAGGCUGUAGCACUAGGAGAAGUAGAGCAUUGCAAAAGAAAGGCAAUCGACGACGUUAACACAGAAACAAAACGCAUAAAGAAGAAAAUCACCGAUGACAUUGAUAAAAGUAAAGAUGACUCAUUAGCUACAAUAAAGAAUGUAACAAGAGCAUCCAUUGCAGAAAUAACGCAGCAGUCGAGCGACUUAAUCGCAGAAUGGAAACAAAAAGAAUACCAGCAACUGAAGACAAGUCUGACCGAAGAUCUUCUAUCAUUUUAUGAAGAGGAGCACAGUACAAUACCAGUUUCUCCACUAGUACCUGAGGAGGAUGCUGACAUUCUUCAGUUCUAUGUACCGCCGAAUUUGGAAAUAGCCGAAUGGAGAAUAUGCGGUAAAAAUAAACCAACACCAAUACAUUCAUACAGAAAUAUUUUUAUGAAUAACUCGUCUCUCUGCCGUAAUAUCUAUAUUUCGGCACAAGCGGGAAUGGGAAAAACUACGUUAGCCAAACGGAUUUGCAUGAUAUGGUGUCAUGUAAAGAGUGGCAAAGAAAAUGGUGAUCAUAUUCUAGAAUCUGAAAUAGAAAUGAUGAGACAUUUUGACUUCUUGUUCUUUAUACCUUUAAGAGACGUCCACGGACAGGAGUGUACAAUCGAUGCUAUGAUUAGCAGUCAAAUAAUCAAUCAUUUGUCUUUGUCAAGUCAGUAUCAUAAAUCUUUCGUAGAAAGACUCUUUCACGAAGAAAAAACAUUGGUUGUUCUUGAAGGAUUAGAUGAAUGGUCUCAUCCGCACAAUUCAAAUUGCUGUAACUCAUCUCCAAUACCACAUAGACCGUCACGACCAAAAUGCACCGUUUUGUCAACGACAAGACCCUGGAAAAUGUACGAGGCUCGAAUAAAAAAUAGUAAAGUUGAUAAAUAUAUCGUUAUGAAAAGACUUGUCAGUAGUUCUAGGGAGAAACUAGUUCAUAAUGUUGUGUUCAGUUUAACGGGAGAAAAGAAAGAUGAACACUCAAUCCAGUGCUUCCUUGACGACACGAAGAAUAAGAAUAUCGGUGAACUUGAUUCAACUCCAGUGAUAUUAAUACAGCUUGUUUGUUUGUGGAUUGAUGGAAGGACUGUUGGGCCAUCGAAAUGCGAAAUUUUCUUCAGUAUCAUUGACUUUAUGCUACAACUUGGCACUGAAAGAAUAGAAUCACUUGGCAAACAGACAGUUUUUACAAGUAUUAACAAAAAUACCGAGGACAGUCAUCUACCAAGUAUUAUCAACAAAUAUGAACAUUGUCGAAACAUUUCAGACUUAGUGCUUAGCAUCGGAAAAUUGGCAUUUACCGCCUUAUUCUUGCUGAGUAAAGAUGCAUCCCUUUCGAUGAAAUCAUCUUACGUGGUAUCGAUAUUGACCAAAAAUGAAUUGUGGUGUUGUUUGCAAAUGGGCCUGUUGAAAAGGAACAAACAAAUACGAUUUUCUGAAAAUACGUGUAGUUAUUCAUUCAUUCAUAAAACAUUUCAAGAGUUUUUUGCUGCAUUUUACCUACAGUCACAUGCAGAUGUUUCUACUGUUACAGACACGGUGCUCAAGGGGUGUAACUCUCUUGGCAAAAUUCUUGAAAUGUCAAACGUAUUUGUAUUUCUUAGUGGCUUACGUCCCGAAUUAAUGCAAACAUUUUCUGAGAAAUUGAGACACGUAGUUUCUGGCGAUAGUUUUACACAGCAUUUUAGAAGAAAAGUUUUGUUCGUUAACAGUGAGAGAAAUGACAAACAGAAACUAUUAAAAGAAUAUCAAAAUAUGUGCACUGAUUGUGUGAAAGAGUUGCACAGAGAGCAAGUCCAAAUAUAUUUGGAGGACUUUUUCUUCGACCAAGAAGUUACAGGCACCGAAUACUGUAAUGCUGUAAGCAAAUUGCAAGAUAUAAACAAGAAACGGGUUAUGUCAGUAACAUUAGAAGACUUAGAUAUUGGUCUGCUUCACAAAUGUAUUGAUAUGUUUAAAUUGGAUAAAAUCAACAUUUUAGGAAGAUUAUUUAUCAUAAGUGAACUAACUAAAGAUGACUAUGUUGCUGUCCUUACUGGAUCAGCUGAAACACUAAGACAUUUGUCAAUUUGUAGCCGUAGUCGUGAGCAUGGUAGAAUGGUAGCAAAAUUUUCUUCAUUUUCAAACAUAAGUCUGAAUAUACUUCAGAAAAUGGCUAAUUUAGAAUCACUUGUCCUUGAAUGUUUUACAAUGUCUCAUACAGUCCUUGUGGUCUUCAUAAAUUGGAUCACACAAAGAGUGGACAUGAAACAGAUUGGUUUGUUAAUCAAGUGUGCCGAUCAUGACAAAACUUGUCCCGGUAUUAAUCUGGAUCUGUCAAGGCAUUCAAAGCUAGAAUCAUUGGAACUUUGUACAUUGCGUUUGAAAGACGUGAAAAUUGAUACAAAUUCUCUUCAAGAUGGUCACGUGGGUUCAUUGUCUCCAGAUGGUCUUUCAUCCAUACUUGACUGCAUGACUUCUGCAAAAAAGCUGCGCGCAAUAGAAUUUUACGACAUAACGUCAGAGAGCAGUAUUGAAAAAUUCUUGAAAAUAUUGAAACUGUUCGAUUACUUAGAAGUUAUAGAACUGAAUGAAGUAGAUCUAACAAGAAAAGAAAUUGAGCUACCAAACACUAUGGAAAAAUUAAAAUGCAUCAUGUUAGUUGAUGUUUCUAUGUCGAGUGCAGCUUUAAGAAGGCUUUUGGGGAGAGUAGAGGGGCUCCGAAACGCCGUGAGAGUAAUGCUGUGGUAUUGCAAUAUAACACCAUCUGAAGAGUUUGAAAAGGUCAAGGAUGAGAUAAGGCACUCAGAUAGUCAUAGAGUGUUACAAGAUUGGAAAGAUUCGGAAAAGGUCUACAUGUUUACAUUUAAAACAUUAAAAGUCGCCUGAGAAAAGAUUGGGGAGUUGGGACAGGCAGUUACAAGAAGUUUGAUUUUCAUGACAAUUAUUAAACAUACGCUUUGAAUAGUUUAGUGUUUAAUCGAAUAGCAGUUCUUGCUCAUUUACUAUUAAUUCCAACACUCUUAUCGUUGGAAAGGAGACAUAUAGUUUUGCUCAUUUAGUGUUUGUCUGUCUGUUUGUCGGUGGAUCAGUACAGUAAACACUUUGGGUUCACAAUGAUCAAACUUCAUAGGAUGAUCAACAGUGGUCAGUAAAUGACCCGUUUUGUAAUGGGGACCAGUAGGCUAAAAGUCAAGGUCACACGGACUUUAAGACUGAAAACGGUAAUCGCUCAUUAUCUAGAGAUUGUUUUGGUUUUCAAAGAAUAAUUGCCUGUUGGCAGGAAAUGACCUCUACUGCUUUUGGGUCAGUAGGCCAAAAGUCAAGGUCAUAAUGACAUUGAGACUGAAAAAGGGGCCACUCAAUAUUGAACACUUUGGUAUACAGUCAGUAAACCUCAAAGGAUAAUUUCCUGUGGCAAGUAAAUACCGUAUGUUUUGAGGGGACAGUAGGCCAAAGGUCACAGUAACUAUGACAUUGGAAAUGAGUGUCUGCGCAUUAACUAAAGAAAGCUUUGGUCCGCCACGGUAUAACUCAAAAGCAUGAUUGUCUGUGGUCUCCUAGUAAGUGCUAGUUCGAAAUUCAGCAAUGUGAAAAGUUGAGCUUUGCCAUCUCGAACUAUGACUUUUCAUUUAAUUUGAAUUUGGAUUUCAGAGCGUACACGAAAUUUAAUGUCAGCUCUAAAUGCCAGCUCGUUAUUAAAAUCUUUAAAAAAUGAGUUUCCAACUUCAAUCAGACUGAAAAAGAAUCAAUCCAAGCUAAAAAUUAUCAUGUAAAAUUGAAUCUCAAUUUUUGAUUAAGACGAAAUUCAUUGCUAGCUCGAAAAUCAGAUUUCUUUCAAAAUUUGAACCUCGGUCUAUUUGGCUCAAAAUACAAAAUCUAAAUUAUUAUUUCUUUUUUUUUUUAAAUAUAAAUUUCGAUCUUCGAGCAAGCUUAUAAUUCCUUACUUUCUUUAAUCCAACAAUUAAUGCUGAUUAAAGCAAAUGUUUUCUGAAUCCGCACCUUUGUUUAACUUUACACAUGCGUAGGGAUGUCGGGUACAUGAUAAAAUUGUACCGGACGAGCCUUUGUAACUGAGUUCUGAGCAAAGUUUCACGGCUUUCAGGAACGUCUAAUUUUCCCAUAUGCUACAAAUUUUGGCUGUAACUGUUAUUUCAACAUAAGAUAAAGAUAACAUAAUUUACUUGACUUGAUGCUAUUCAAUGUAAGAAUAAUAUACUCAAAGUUGAAAUAA